This is a messenger RNA of Neoarthrinium moseri, 3639 nucleotides long. RefSeq lists its product as uncharacterized. Gene Ontology annotation, biological process: vesicle-mediated transport; endosomal vesicle fusion; autophagy. Lineage: Eukaryota; Fungi; Ascomycota; Sordariomycetes; Amphisphaeriales; Apiosporaceae. The transcript has 2 exons. Bases 1 to 3639 code for a protein of 1212 amino acids. The record is from RefSeq and is a predicted model, not a curated record. Gene Ontology annotation, cellular component: fungal-type vacuole membrane; cytoplasm.
AUGGCUUCAGAUGCGCAAGAUGAGGAACGCGCUCUGGAGAAACCCAAACGCACGCCGCUCGAGUCUGGGCCUUACGUCCUGCGCACCCUGCUCCAGGAUGUCCCGCUCUCCGCCGAAGGCGCGGCUGACCACGAUAUCAAGAUCAACUGCGUUGAUUAUCUAGAUGGCAACCUUUACGUCGGCACUUCUGCCUCGGAGCUCAUCCAUUUCGUCAAGAUACCCCCCGACCCUGCCGAUAAAUCCCCCACCACCACCUUCGUCCAGGCCUCAAGACUACAGCCAGCCUUUGCAGAGCCGCCCGGGUCCUCUGGAAGCUCGAGACCUGGCGUCCAGCAGAUCCUACUACUGCCGAGGGUAGGCAAAGCCUGUAUCUUGUGCAACUGGACCGUGACCUUCUACUCCCUGCCCGAGCUCAGUCCUGUGUUUGGCAAUAUACAAGUGAAAAACUGUAGUUGGAUCGGCGGUGUUGACCUGAACGAGUUUGGAUCUGAUCACGAGAACCCCCAAAGCUCCGGUAUCACUAUCCUUCUAUCCCUGAAUCGGAGGAUCCAGGUCGUCCGGAUAGGGGAAGAUGCCCGUGUUAUCAAGAAGAUUGACUUCCCGGCAAGUUCCUUGACCGUCAGGCGCGACUCUAUCGCCUGCGUGGCCGACUCGCGGAACUAUGCCUUGUUGGAAAUCGAGCGCCAGCUCAAAAUCCCCUUGAUGUCGAUAUCGUCCCUGGACGAAGCGCAGCCCGGCAACAUUGUAGGCCAAGCGCAAGACAUCUCGGGAAGUGAUGGCGGUGGUAUUUUACGGAGCGCAUCCUCGGCGCAGAGCCGGCCGCAAUCCGAGGUUCAUGACUCCCAGCAGCACCGUAGGGGGACUAGCUUAGGAAAUUUGAUCUCUGGCAAUCGACGGCAGGAGCAGCGUCCUGCUGACCAGGACGAGCCCGUCUUUCAAGAACCUCCCGAGCCUACUGGGAGCCCAAGACCGCCAGAACAGAUACCCAGUCGAGAUGGGACACCCCAGCCUCAGGCCGAAGGUCUCGGUCGGCCGGGAGCAGCUGCGAAGCCGAAGCAAGUCUUUCUGAAGCCACAUAUCGCCUCUCCAACCCCUGAAGAAUUUCUUCUGGUGACUGGGACUGGGCCUCUGGAGCCUGGUAUAGGCAUGUUCGUGAAUCUGGAUGGCGACCCUACAAGGCCAACUAUCGAGUUCGAUCGAUACCCCAAGGAGAUUGUUGUUGACGGUGGCCCUGCAGACCUGUCCUCUUCCAGGCCAGAUCUGGGUGAACUAGAGGAAGGGUAUGUCUUGGCUGCGAUGGGACGUGAGUUUGACGAUGGGGUCCAUAAUGGUCUCGAGAUUCAAAGGUGGGAUGCCGACGGAUCGCAGGCUGAGCCGGCCAAAUACUGGCUCGAACCCCCCAUAACCGAUUCUUCGAUUGUCAUCCCGUCGCAGACUCUAGGGCUCCGGUCGCUCCUUGGCUCUGAUGAGAUACAUUUCCAGGAAAUCGUGGAUAGACUCCGCCAGCAGCGAUUCAAACCAUUCUCAGGGGGGAUCGCGGCAAUAGAGGGAUCGACCAUGUCACUGAGGAGUAUAGACUCUCGUACGGCUCUAUCCAUGGAACAGAUGUCCAAAGAGAGGGAGCUCUUUGAAAGAGACAAUGACUCGCAAGACGAUGACUCUCUACCCGAGGGAUGGGAGAGUAGUCGCAAUGCUGAAGAGGAAGAGUUUGCUCGCCGGCUGGCUGGUUCUAGUGCCGGCUUGGCGGUGUGGUCAGGACACCAGAUUUGGUGGGCUUUACGAAAUCCUUUGAUUCUGAGGCUAGAUGCCCAGCUUGAGGCAGCUGCGGCUUCAGAUAUCAAGACCGUGUCUGAACGUCGAGAACUAUUCGCGGUACUCAACUCAUUCCGAGGGCGUGAUGCCAAGUCAGAACUGGAGUUCUUGACGUUCAAUUACAUCCGGCAAAAGGCAAGCAUCCUCCUCCUGACGAGUUUUCUGCAGGCAGACAAGGAAUCAUUCAGUGACCCAGAGCUACGCGCGCUUGAGGAAGUCCUGGUUGACAGCCUUCUCGACCCGCGAGUGGUCUUAUCACUCAUACCCGGUGUCCGUAAUGAAGUGAUAGAGACACGACGGGGGAUCUGGAUAUUCGGUGGUGUAAAGACUACAGCGGAUGAAUACAUUGCUACCGAUGCGUUUGAUAAGGGCAGGGCGGGUGUGAGCAUCCUUCCGGCUCAUACGCUGCAAUUUUUGAAGCGUUUCCUCACUUCUUGGCGGCGGAAGAAAGGCUUUGGCAGCAUCCCAGAUGAAAACGAGGUAUUCCGCACCGUGGAUGCGGCCCUGUUAGCAGUACUCUUGGAGCUAGACCAACAUUCACCUCCUGGACUGGCCAAGGGUAAGUCAGUACGUGCCGAUUUGUACGACCUCGUCGACAACGGCGUCGACUGCUUCGACAGGGCUGAGACUCUCAUUGAGUCUUACCAUCGCCUAUUUGUAUUGAGUCGUCUCUACCAAAGCCGCAGAAUGGCUGAGGAAGUAUUGACCACUUGGAGGCGGAUUGUCGAGGGCGAGCGAGACGAUGGAGGCGAAUUUCGGGAUGGCGAACAACGUAUACGGGAGUAUCUCUCAAAGAUCAGCAACCAGGCUUUGGUACAAGAGUAUGGCGUAUGGCUUGCCAACCGUAACCCAAAGCUAGGCGUGCAAGUGUUCGCCGAUGAGAAGGGUCGUGCGCCGAAAUUCGAGCCUGCCCACGCUGUCCAGAUCCUCCGCCAGGACGCCCCUGACGCUGUCAAGUACUACCUUGAAUACCUGGUUUUCGGCCAAGGCCACACAAUCUACGUCAACGAGCUCAUCACCUACUACCUCGACGUCGUCAUUACACACUUACAGGCCUCGGCAGAAGCCCGCGAUGUUCUUAUCGCCACGUAUGCAGCGUAUCGGGCAUUACGCCCCCUGAAGCCGACCUACCGUCAGUUCUUGACGGACAACGCGCCACCAGAUGAUGAGGUGUGGCAGAGCCGACUGCGUCUGCUCCAACUCCUAGGUGGUCCAUACGAAUACGACGCAAGUACUUGCAGGCAGCGCAUCGAGAGUCUCGAAGCCACCGCGCCAGAUCUGCUCGUCCCCGAAACCAUCAUAUUAGACGGACGGGAGCGUAAGCACGAGAACGCCCUGAGGCUCCUCGUGCAUCAUCUAGGGGACUAUGACACGGCAGUGGCGUACUGCAUACGCGGCGGCGCCAGCAUCUACAGCAUAUACCAAGCGACUCCCAGUUCCCCUCAUCCCUCGGCGCCGGAGACCAGCAGAGCGCCUAAGCGGCGUGAGAGCGCACCACCCACCGAGGACCAACAAGCCCGGCUCUUCCGCGCUGUACUCAGCGAGUUCCUGGCCAUCGAAGACGUCAGCGAUCGCGUGGAACAGACCGGGAUGCUUCUCGAUCGUUUCGGCGGCUGGUUCGAUGUCGACGAGGUGCUGAGUCUGAUCCCCGACAGCUGGAGCGUCGAUCUGAUCGCUGGCUUCUUGAUGAGGGCGCUGAGGAGGAUGGUUGUUGAGAAGAACGAGACUACAGUUGCAAGGGCUUUGUCAAGCAGUCAGUUCCUGAGAAUACAGCAUGAUCUGGUGGUGAAGAUAGAAGAGAAAGGGCCUACCUUUGAGGGUGAUUAG